Messenger RNA from Monascus purpureus, 1632 nucleotides. The record is from the annotation of a GenBank genome assembly. NCBI's taxonomy places the organism in Eukaryota, Fungi, Ascomycota, Eurotiomycetes, Eurotiales, Aspergillaceae.
CUUUCACAUUUGCUAGUUGGCCGGUGAGAUACCUUACGUACGCACAUAUUCCCGUCCAUCCAUGCAGAGACCUAAAUGUCCCUUCUGCGCGAAGCUGAGAGAUGUAUCGCUAACCAGAAGGCUUAUGCUGGCCUCAAUGCCUUCGUAACUCCCUUGCAACACUCAGCGCAGUGUCUCAGUAAGGUGAGGGAUGCCGAGUUGAGGAAGGAGCAAGGAAAACCAAGGUCUAAAGUUGAUGGGCGCCUGAUUUCUGUUAAAGAUAAUAUUUGCACCCAUAGUCUUCCAACAACAUGUGCGUCCGGAAUCUUGGACGGGUUUACUAGUCCUUUCAGCGCUACUGUGAUCGAGCAAUUGGAAGAUGCUGGAGCCGUUGUGGCAGGGAAAACCAAUCUUGAUGAGUUUGGUAUGGGAUCGCAUUCUAUCAAUUCGCGGUUUGGUGCUGUCAGGAAUCCCCGUCAAGAUCGGGGCGAAUAUCUUUCUGCAGGCGGCAGUUCUGGUGGGAGUGCCGUCGCAGUUGCCGCAGGCCAAUGUUAUGCAGCAUUAGGUACAGACACUGGAGGCUCUGUGCGUCUUCCCGCUGCAUAUACAGGAACAGUCGGUUUCAAGCCAUCCUAUGGACUCAUCUCACGAUGGGGAGUAGUUGCGUAUGCCAAUUCCUUGGACACUGUUGGAAUUCUGGGCAAAAAUAUUUCUGGCGUUCGAGAUAUUUUUAGUAUUUUGAAUAAGCCUGAUCCGCGAGAUCCAACGUCUCUUUCAUAUUUAUCGCGCUCUCGGAUCCUUUCUAACCUCCAAAGACCACCUCUCGCAUCUCGAGGAGCCUCGUCGCCUCUCCGAAUCGGCAUCCCUAUUGAAUACAACAUCACCGAACUCGCGCCAUCUGUUAGGCAUGCCUGGCUCCUUUCUCUAGAGCAUCUUAGAAAGCAAGGCCACACCAUCCACCCAGUUUCUUUACCAGUAACAAGGUUGGCCCUAUCGGCAUACUAUGUUCUCGCUCCUGCCGAGGCAUCUUCAAAUUUGGCAAAAUAUGAUGGUGUCCGUUAUGGGAAUCGCUAUGAAGAUUAUGAUAGCGAGAACCAGCCGGACGGGUACGUGUAUGCCAGGACCAGAGGUGAAUUGUUUGGCCCAGAGGUGAAGAGGCGAAUUCUACUGGGCACUUUCAGUCUGAGUGCCGACGCAAUCGAUAACUACUUCAUCCAAGCCCAGCGUGUACGACGCUUAGUGCAACAUGAUUUCAAUGCGAUUUUCAAGGCAGAACACCCGUUGGUUGCUCGUUCUGAACACAAAGCUAGAAAGAAUCCCGAGCAGGCUGACGUCGAUGUUAUUGUCUGUCCUACUUCUCCGUCUCCCCCACCGCAGUUGUCAAGCCUGAUGGGUCCUGGCAGUAUGUCAUCCCCCUUGAAUGCAUAUGUGAACGACGUUUUCACUGUUCCCGCCAGUUUGGCUGGUCUUCCAGCAGUCUCUGUUCCGGUAUAUGUCACCGAUGACACUCAAAAACCGAAAAAACCGGACUUGGUCGGUAUCCAGGUUGUCGGUCAAUACGGGGAUGACGCACUUGUGUUGAAGGCCGCCGAGCUUCUGGAGGGCAAGCUACUUGUGGGUUCGUUUCAGGAGUUCAGCCAAACAUAAUAUUUU